Messenger RNA from Nasonia vitripennis (jewel wasp), 1439 nucleotides. RefSeq lists its product as uncharacterized. The coding region runs from base 289 to 975 and encodes 228 amino acids. NCBI's taxonomy places the organism in Eukaryota, Metazoa, Arthropoda, Insecta, Hymenoptera, Pteromalidae. The record is from RefSeq and is a predicted model, not a curated record. The transcript has 5 exons.
AGUAUGUAUUUAAUGAUACUUGGAUAAAGAAAAACAUAUGAUGGCUCUUAUAAUACUGUCAUAUUCAAACAAAUGUAAAAUCAAAUUUAACCAUUGUCUUAAUGAUUCGCUUUAUUAACAUAAAAGAAUUUAUAGCCUUUACAAAAUCCAAUAGCUUAUUGAAUAUAGUGUGAAGCAAACUGAAACGCGUCAAAAACUUUAUUUUAGGUUAUAAUUUAAUUAUCCUACUUUUGUUUGUGUAUAUUGUGAAUAACAUGUGGGUUUUUAUUUCAAUAUUUCCUGACAACCAUGUCUGAUACUUUCCAAAGAUGUACAAUACUCGCAACAUUUUUUUUAUCUUUAUUUUGUGGGAGUUUAGUCUGCACAUCGCUAGUCACAAAUCACUGGAUUGAAUCUAAACCAUGGCGAGAUAAAAAUCCCUUAGACAGUUCUGGUCGAGUGUAUUUUGGACUUUUACAUGGAAAAAAAGAACUGAAUGUAGCAUUUGGAUGGCGACCAUAUGAUAUCACUGUUUCAGAAAUGAUUGACAAAAACCCAGAGUUGAUGUCAUGGAGCCUUUGGUGCGCUACUCUUGCAUCAACAUCACUUGCUCUAUUGUGUGCAGGACUUGCUGGAUUUUUAGCUAUCGCUAAUGCCGUCACUACUCCUUCGAUAAAAAUCUUUGCUCUGCCGGGUAUUUAUUUGACAAAUAUAAGCGCAUUUAUUAUGUGUGUUAUCAGUAUAUCUACAUGGUUAACACAAUUCUACACUAAGUUGUAUGAUAAUGUAUUGCCAAAGGAAGAUUUGGAAAAUUAUUGGAUGAGUAAGGGGGCUACUACAUUAGGUUAUUCUUUUUGGCUUAUUAUUGUAGCUGGUGUAUGUCACCUUAUUAAUAUCCUAUUGAUAAAAUGGAGCACAAGUCGAACUGUCAAACAACAUGAGAAUCCCUUCAGCUCUUUGGAGGAGAAAUCUGUUGGUGCCAUAAUGUUAUACUAAAUGUGCAAGCCAAUUUUUAUAAUAUUUUGACCAGGGAUAUCCGUCCAGUUAUCCGUCCAAUUUUGGAGCUUUUUUACUCUUGCCGAUGCACUUUUGUGCUUUAGAAAUUAAAGAAGACUAACUCGUAAAUGAGCGAGCAUAGUUAGAAGAACCUCAUAUUUAGUAUUGAUAUUACAUAAUAUAUAAGUUAUUAUACUGUAAUUUUCCACUAUUUAUCUCAAAGUUAUCCCACAAGUACUUUUUUAGAAUAAUUUUUAUAAAUAUUUACUAUACAUAUCAAUUUCAAAUUCAAAAAAGAUAAUGAAAUCAUAGCACACAGGAUAGUAUGUGAUCAAGUUUGAACUAAAUUAUAAUGCUGAAUGUUCAAACACUUUAUUAAUUUGUUCAAUUAAAUCCUGCCACAAUUUUGGAAUGUACAUAAUACAUAUCAUUUUUUACAAUAAAAUUUUUAUACAUUAAAAGAA